CUAGAGACGAGCCAUGGAGUCGGCGUCUCCGCGCGCCGCAGCACCUCCUCCUCCGCGCCUCCUCGCGCUCUCGUUGCUGCUUCUGCUAGUGCUCCCCUUCACCAAUGCGCACCCCGUCACGAUGCCGUCGCCGGCGGCGAGGGCAGUGGAGACGGGCAUCUCGGCCGGGCUGCUCUCCACGCUGCGCGAGACGCUGGACGCGAUCAGGAGCGUGGCAGGCAUCAUCUCGGGGUUCCCCAUCGGCGGCAUUCUCGGCGGCGGCGACCUCCGCCUCUCCUCCGCCGUCGCCGACUGCCUCGACCUCCUGGACCUCUCCUCCGACGAGCUCUCGUGGUCCAUGUCCACCACCUCGCCGUCGCCCACCAGCGCAGGCGGCCGCCUCGGCACCGGCGACGCCCGCUCCGACCUCCGGUCCUGGCUGAGCGGCGCGCUCGGGAACCAGGACACGUGCAAGGAGGGCCUGGACGCGACCGGCUCGGUCCUCGGCUCGCUCGUCGCCACGGGGCUCCAGGCCGUCACGUCGCUCCUCGCCGACGGCCUCGGCCAGGUCGCCGCCGCGUAUCCGCCGUCCUCCCGCCGCGGCCUCCUCGGCGGCGCCCGGCCCCCGCGGUGGCUGCGCGCGAGGGAACGGUGGCUGCUGCAGAUGCCCGUGGGGCCGGGGGGGCUGCCGGUGGACGCCGUGGUGGCGCAGGACGGGAGCGGCAACUUCACGACGGUGCGCGCGGCCGUGGAGGCGGCGCCCGCGGAGAGCGCGGCGCGGUUCGUGAUCUACGUGAAGAAGGGCGUGUACAGGGAGACGGUGGACGUGAAGAAGAAGAAGUGGAACCUGAUGCUGGUCGGCGACGGGAUGGGCGCCACGGUCAUCUCCGGCCACCGCAGCUACGGCGACGGCUACACCACCUACCGCAGCGCCACCGUCGCCGUGAACGGCAAGGGCUUCAUCGCGCGGGACCUGACGUUCGAGAACACGGCGGGCCCCGCCAAGCACCAGGCGGUGGCGCUCCGGUGCGACUCGGACCUCUCCGUCUUCUACCGCUGCGCCUUCGAGGGGUACCAGGACACGCUGUACGCGCACUCGCUCCGCCAGUUCUACCGCGACUGCCGCAUCACGGGCACCGUCGACUUCGUCUUCGGCAACGCCGCCGCCGUGUUCCAGAACUGCCUCCUCCUCGCGCGCCUCCCGCUGCCCGCGCAGAAGAACUCCGUCACCGCGCAGGGCCGGCUCGACGCCAACAUGACCACGGGCUUCGCCUUCCAGUUCUGCAACGUCUCCGCCCACGGCGAGCUCCUCGCGGCCUCCGGCGGCGGCAACGGGACCGCCGGGGCGCAGACGUACCUCGGCCGGCCGUGGAAGCAGUACUCCCGGGUGGUGUUCAUGCAGUCGUACAUCGGCGCCGCGGUGCGCCCCGAGGGGUGGCUUGCGUGGGACGGGGAGUUCGCGCUCGACACGCUCUACUACGGGGAGUACAUGAACACCGGCCCCGGCGCCGGCGUCGGCUCGCGGGUCCGGUGGCCGGGGUUCCACGUCAUGACCAGCCCCGCGGAGGCCGGCAACUUCACCGUCGCGCAGUUCAUUGGGGGCAACAUGUGGCUGCCGCCCACCGGCAUCAAGUACACCGCCGGCCUCACCUCUUGAUGAGUCUGCUCCAGCGGUGCCGGCUCGAUCAGGCCUCCGUUGCCUCUGGGUGUAGAGUUAGUAGUGUUGUCAUCUUAUACUAUAUAUACUAGCAGAAUAGUCCUACAUGAUGACUGUGGAGGGGAAUGUGUGCAAGAAAUGGUGGAUGAAUUUGGGGUUUUGAUUGGGAUUGUUUGAAAUCAGCAGUGCAUCUCUGUUACCAGGUGAAAUCAGCAGUGGACAGUGUAUGUUACCAGGUAAAAUCAG
Molecule: messenger RNA, 1882 nt
Organism: Panicum hallii
Lineage: Eukaryota; Viridiplantae; Streptophyta; Magnoliopsida; Poales; Poaceae
Product: pectinesterase-like
Exons: 2
Coding region: 14-1636 (540 amino acids)
Biological process (GO): cell wall modification
Molecular function (GO): pectinesterase inhibitor activity; pectinesterase activity
Source: RefSeq, a predicted model, not a curated record